AUGAGUUUCCGUCUUCUUGACUUGGCCAAGUUUUUCACGCCCUUGGUUCCGGAAAUCGAGUUUCCUGACGAAUCCGUCAGUCUCGAUGAAAAAGUCAUUUACACCAUUGGAGCUGGCAUCAUCUUUACCUUGACCCAAUUGCCUACAUAUUCGCUUGUGAAAGAUGCUUCUCAGCAGAUGAUUGACCCAUUUGCCACGUUGAGGCCGCUUUUCGCUAUGGAGCAGGGCACUUUGUUGGAAUUGGGCCUUUUACCGGUGAUUCUUGCUGGGUUCGUUUGGCAGUUGGCUGCUGGCGCCAAGUUGCUUAAGGUGAACUUUAACUAUGCUUACGAUAGGGAGUUGUUCCAGACGGCGCAGAAGGUGACGGCGGUUUUCUUUGCUGCUGUGUUUUCGCUUGCGUUGCUCUUCCUGGGCUACUUUGAUAAUGUGCUUAAGGGUGGAGAGAAGACUGCUUCUCCAUAUGGAGCGUAUGUGUUGAUUUUCUUGCAGAACGUUGGCGCUUCGUUGUUUAUUACCUUGAUGGCUGAGGUUAUCGAUAAGGGCUACGGCUUUGGCUCGGGCGUUUUGUGCUUCAUUGCCUUGCAUGCUGCUGCUGGACUCGUGAGAGACGUGGCUGGCCUUGAACAGGUCGCUGCUGCUCCUGGCGAGGCUCCUCAGACUUAUGGUGUGCUUACUUCGUUGGCCAAGACCCUUGUAACCUUGGAUUUUGGCUCUAUUAAGGACUCCUUGGUUGGUUUGUUCUUCCGUCCAAACUUCCCAACCAUUGGCUCGGUGCUUUUGGUUUUGGCCGCUGCUCUUUUGACCAUUUACUUGCAAAACUUCCGUUUGGAGAUCCCAAUCAGAUCCAGCAAGGCCAGAGGCACUUCUAACGUCUACCCACUUCGUUUGUUCUACACUGGUGCUUUGCCUGUGUUGUUUGCCUUCUCUGUGCUUGGUGCUGUUCAGGUUGUGCUUUACUUUGUUGCUGUGUUCUUGGCCCCAGUGAACCCAUUUGUGAGUUCUCUUAUCGGCUCUUACUCUGAGUCCGGUAGAGUUGUUGACGGUGUUGCUUUCUACUUGACUGCUCCAUCUUCAAUUAUCGAGUCUGCCCUUUCUCCAAUCAGAGCUGUUGUCUACUCCGUCUCUGUUUUGGUUUUGGCUAUUUCUUUCGCCAGAGUGUGGGCCUUUACUUCCGGUUCUGCUCCAAAAGACAUUGCCAGACAGUUCAAGGACCAGAGCAUUGUUAUUGCCGGCAAGAGAGACGCCUCUGUUGCCAAAGAGUUGACCAAGACCGUCAACAGCGCCGCCACUGCCGGUGCCGCCAUCUUGAGUGGUGUCGCUCUUGCAGGCGAAUUGCUUGGAUCUUCCGGCAAAACCGUUGCAGUUGUUGUGGGCAUUUGCUCUGCAUUUGCCAUUUUGGAGGACUUCAUGAUGGAGUUCCAGCAGGGUGGAGGCUCCAACUCCCAGCUUGUCAAUGCCAUUGCUUCUUACCAGUAA
Molecule: messenger RNA, 1476 nt
Organism: Candidozyma haemuli
Lineage: Eukaryota; Fungi; Ascomycota; Pichiomycetes; Serinales; Metschnikowiaceae
Gene: SSH1
Product: Ssh1p
Exons: 2
Coding region: 1-1476 (491 amino acids)
Biological process (GO): post-translational protein targeting to membrane, translocation; SRP-dependent cotranslational protein targeting to membrane, translocation
Cellular component (GO): membrane; Sec61 translocon complex
Molecular function (GO): ribosome binding; transmembrane protein transporter activity; signal sequence receptor activity
Source: RefSeq, a predicted model, not a curated record